Molecule: messenger RNA, 5328 nt
Organism: Lagenorhynchus albirostris (white-beaked dolphin)
Lineage: Eukaryota; Metazoa; Chordata; Mammalia; Artiodactyla; Delphinidae
Gene: ZNF12
Product: zinc finger protein 12
Exons: 16
Coding region: 1963-4053 (696 amino acids)
Biological process (GO): regulation of transcription by RNA polymerase II
Molecular function (GO): DNA-binding transcription factor activity, RNA polymerase II-specific; RNA polymerase II cis-regulatory region sequence-specific DNA binding
Source: RefSeq, a predicted model, not a curated record
ACGGUUUGUGCGUGUUGGCGCAACGCCUCGUCGCCGCGCCGCCGUCGCUUCCUGUGUGUGCCCUGGUGUCCGCUGGUCGUGGUUCCCUCGACUUGGCCUGUUGUGGGCGAGCAUUUCGGGGCCUGCGGGGCUGGGCGCCGUCCGUCCCGGCCGGCAGCCAGCGCGAGCGAGUUGUUCGGGUGAGGGUUCGCGCAGGCCGGGCGGAGGCUGGAAGUGGGACCCCCGAGCUCGAGCUGCGGAGCCCGCGGCCUGGGCCGGAGUGGCCGAGCGGCCGGCGGCGGUGCAGUGCCCGACCGUCUGCAGCGCGCGGCAUAGCGAGUUUCCGGGAGAGCCGUGGGCCUGAAGGGAGUUUGUGCCGUAGGCCCAGAGCCGGCUCCUCGGUCCCAGUGGCUUCGGGAGGCGCAGCGGAGGGACCCGAGAGAGGAGCGCGCCGGAGGAGCAGCCCCCGGACCGGAGCCUCGGGAGCCCGGGGCCUGUCAGCUAGUCUCGACGGGGUCCGCCUCCACUGUCACAGUCCUGCACGUUGUUCCAAGAGCAGCGGAAAAUGAAUCAGCCCCUGGAGUUAAGACAAAUGGGCAAUUGAGUCCCUGGUCCAGACGGCCCACCGUCGCAGCCCAGCAGCUCUUCACGGCCAGAUGACUUGAAGACAUUUAAGUCGCUCACUAACUGGACGGCGCGGAGACUUCUGGGAAAUAGAGUCCUGGCACUUGUCCCGCUCCCCGGUCGGGCUUUGGCAGGCGGACUUCCGGCGUCCUCCUGCGCAGGCCCAGAGCCGGCUCCUCGGUCCCAGUGGCUUCGGGAGGCGCAGCGGAGGGACCCGAGAGAGGAGCGCGCCGGAGGAGCAGCCCCCGGACCGGAGCCUCGGGAGCCCGGGGCCUGUCAGCUAGUCUCGACGGGGUCCGCCUCCACUGUCACAGUCCUGCACGUUGUUCCAAGAGCAGCGGAAAAUGAAUCAGCCCCUGGAGUUAAGACAAAUGGGCAAUUGAGUCCCUGGUCCAGACGGCCCACCGUCGCAGCCCAGCAGCUCUUCACGGCCAGAUGACUUGAAGACAUUUAAGUCGCUCACUAACUGGACGGCGCGGAGACUUCUGGGAAAUAGAGUCCUGGCACUUGUCCCGCUCCCCGGUCGGGCUUUGGCAGGCGGACUUCCGGCGUCCUCCUGCGCAGGCCCAGAGCCGGCUCCUCGGUCCCAGUGGCUUCGGGAGGCGCAGCGGAGGGACCCGAGAGAGGAGCGCGCCGGAGGAGCAGCCCCCGGACCGGAGCCUCGGGAGCCCGGGGCCUGUCAGCUAGUCUCGACGGGGUCCGCCUCCACUGUCACAGUCCUGCACGUUGUUCCAAGAGCAGCGGAAAAUGAAUCAGCCCCUGGAGUUAAGACAAAUGGGCAAUUGAGUCCCUGGUCCAGACGGCCCACCGUCGCAGCCCAGCAGCUCUUCACGGCCAGAUGACUUGAAGACAUUUAAGUCGCUCACUAACUGGACGGCGCGGAGACUUCUGGGAAAUAGAGUCCUGGCACUUGUCCCGCUCCCCGGUCGGGCUUUGGCAGGCGGACUUCCGGCGUCCUCCUGCGCAGGCCCAGAGCCGGCUCCUCGGUCCCAGUGGCUUCGGGAGGCGCAGCGGAGGGACCCGAGAGAGGAGCGCGCCGGAGGAGCAGCCCCCGGACCGGAGCCUCGGGAGCCCGGGGCCUGUCAGCUAGUCUCGACGGGGUCCGCCUCCACUGUCACAGUCCUGCACGUUGUUCCAAGAGCAGCGGAAAAUGAAUCAGCCCCUGGAGUUAAGACAAAUGGGCAAUUGAGUCCCUGGUCCAGACGGCCCACCGUCGCAGCACAGCAGCUCCUCACGGCCAGAUGAGAUGAAGACAUUUACGUCGCUCACUAACUGGACGGCGCGGAGACUUCUGGGAAAUAGAGUCUUGGUCCGCCUCCACUGUCACAGUCCUGCACGUUGUUCCAAGAGCAGCGGAAAAUGAAUCAGCCCCUGGGGCCAGUGUCAUUCAAGGACGUGGCUGUGGACUUCACCCAGGAUGAGUGGCAGCAGUUGGACCCUGAGCAGAAGACAACCUACAGGGAUGUGAUGCUGGAGAACUACAGCCACCUCGUUUCUGUGGGGUGUCACAUUAUCAAACCGGAAGUUAUCACCAAGUUGGAGAAAGGAGAAGAGCCAUGGAUAGUGGGAGGAGAAUUCCUACUUCAGAGUUACCCAGAAGAAGACUGGGAAGCCCAUGAUCUGAUAGAGGGAGCCCAGGAAAAUGAAGACAAACAUUCAAGGCAAACCGAAUCUGUCAACAACAAAACCCUGAUUGAAGAGAGAGGUAAUGUUUUUGGUAAGACUUUUAAUGUGGAAACAAACCCUGUUCCUUCAAGAAAAAUAUCCUGUAAAUGUGACUCAUGUGGAAAAAGUUUAAAAUCUACUUCAGAAUAUAUUAGUAGUGAUGGAAGCUAUGCAAGAAUGAAGCCGGAUGAAUGUAGUGCAUGUGGGAAAUCUCUUCUCCAUGUUAAGCUUGAAAAAACCCAUCUAGGAGAUAAACCUUAUGAAUUUAAUCAAAAUAGGGAGGCUUAUGCUCUAAAUGAAGGAAGUAUUUAUCAGAACAUUCAUAUUUUAGAGAAACCCUUUGAAUAUAUGGAAUAUCAGAAAGCCUUUCAAAAGGGUACAGUGUUUGUUAAUCAUAUGGAGGAGAAGCCCUACAAGUGGAACGAAUCUGAAAUAGCCUUUCUCCAAAUGUCAAACCUCAGUGUGCACCAGAGAGCUCAUAUGGAAGUGAAGCCCUAUGAAUGCAAUGCAUGUGGGAAGUCCUUCUGUAAAAAGUCAAAAUUUAUUAUACACCAGAGGACUCAUACAGGAGAGAAACCUUAUGAAUGUAACCAAUGUGGGAAAUCCUUCUGCCAGAAGGGAACCCUCACUGUACAUCAGCGAACACACACAGGGGAGAAGCCCUAUGAAUGUACUGAAUGUGGGAAAACUUUCUACCAGAAGUUACACCUCAUUCAACAUCAGAGAACUCACUCAGGAGAGAAGCCCUAUGAAUGUAGUUAUUGUGGAAAAUCAUUUUGCCAGAAGACACAUCUCACACAACACCAGAGAACACAUUCAGGAGAGAGACCCUAUGUUUGUCAUGACUGUGGAAAAACCUUCUCCCAGAAGUCAGCACUUAAUGACCAUCAGAAAAUUCACACAGGCGUGAAACUCUAUAAGUGCAACGAGUGUGGGAAAUGUUUCUGCCGCAAGUCUACUCUGACUACACACCAGAGGACACACACAGGAGAGAAACCCUACGAGUGCAAUGAAUGUGGGAAAUUCUUCUCUCGGUUGUCAUAUCUCACUGUACAUUACAGAACUCAUUCAGGAGAGAAGCCCUAUGAAUGUAACGAAUGCGGGAAAACCUUCUACCUGAACUCAGCCCUCAUGAGACAUCAGAGAGUCCACACAGGAGAGAAGCCCUAUGAAUGUAAUGAAUGUGGAAAGUUAUUCUCCCAGUUGUCAUACCUCACUAUACAUCAUAGAACUCACUCAGGCGUGAAACCCUAUGAAUGUAACGAAUGUGGGAAGACCUUCUACCAGAAUUCAGCCCUUUGUAGACAUCGGAGAAUACAUAAAGGAGAGAAGCCUUAUGAAUGUUACAUAUGUGGGAAGUUCUUCUCUCAGAUGUCAUACCUCACUAUACAUCACAGAAUUCAUUCAGGAGAGAAGCCCUAUGAAUGUACUGAAUGUGGGAAAACCUUCUGCCAAAAUUCAGCUCUUAAUAGACAUCAGAGAACACACACAGGAGAGAAAGCCUAUGAGUGUUAUGAAUGUGGGAAGUUCUUCUCUCAGAUGUCAUAUCUCACUAUCCAUCAUCGAAUUCAUUCAGGAGAGAAACCUUUUGAAUGUAACGAAUGUGGGAAAGCCUUCUCUCGGAUGUCAUACCUUACAGUACAUUAUAGAACUCAUUCAGGAGAGAAGCCCUACGAAUGUAACGAAUGUGGGAAAAAAUUCUACCACAAAUCAGCCUUCAAUAGCCAUCAAAGAAUUCACAGGAGAGGGAAUAUGAACGUACUUGACGUGGGAAGGCUUCUUUGAAGUCACACCUCCUUUAAUGUCACAGAACCCUCAAUAUUUCUACCAUCCUAAGAUAGUUCACACAGGUGAGUGUGGACAAGCCUUCGAGCAUUAUAGUCAGACUUGGAAUCUGGAAGUUCACAGGAUGGAAACCACAACUGUAACUAGGCCCCAUGAUGGGUUGACAAGAGUAAAAAUUUAUUGAUACUUAAAUUGUACAUAGUUUCACCAUGGAUUCAAACUAUUUCACAUAUCAGGGAAUUCAGACCAAGGGAAAAUCUCUCAAGGAAUGUGGAGAACAUAUUCUGUUGGAAAUUAUGAAUACUGAAAGUUAUGUUUCUGAUAAAAUAUAAAGCUUUUUGUAAAAAAGGAGCCGCAGAAGAUGGCCGUUGUGAAUAAAUAUGCUCCUUAUGUAAAUAGAAGCUGUAAAGUUGUCAGGUAGCUAAUCAAGACAGCAACAUGGCAACAUUAAGCUCAUAUAUGAGUGGGUCCUGAGGAUGUAGGACUAAUGCUUUUGAGGGUGUUUUGGUCUGUUUGUUUGCUUUUUAAGAUGCUGCAUUACAGGAAUUGUUCAGUUUGAGUCAUGUUUGAAAAGGCAUCCUAUCCUUAUUAGAAUAAUUUCUAAGGCAUAUGGUAAAGACCCAUUUUAAGUAGCACCACUAUGUUAGUAUCUUAAUAUGCAUUGUUACUGAACUAAUAUUUGAAGGAUAAGAAGUAUGCUUCUUUUUGUAAUCUUCCCUGGCAUUUAUAAAUGCAUUUUAUCAUUGGUAAUGAACUAAGUCUUCCAUAAGGGAGCCAGUGUUUUUAAUAAUGUUUUCAACUGUAUCUGAAUUAGCAAGAGAUAGAAAUCUAUGCAAAAAAUAGCAAAUGGCAUAGAUAAAUUUACAAUUGUUAAUGCUAGAAGUCUGUAGUGAGGAACAUAGGACUCAUUGCACUCAGUACAGUUUUUUAGAUGAACCUAAAAUAGUUUCAUUUUAAUCUAAUUUUUUCCACCUACGGUUUUUUAUUUAGAUGCCUACCUAAGUGUAAGUGUGCAGAGCACACAUAAUGUGUAACCUAGGAAUUUAUUUUAUUUGAUAGGAUGGUAUUUUUAAACACUGUGCUUUGCUCCUUCCUGAAUGGAUUAAGAGUGGGUUCAUAUGGCUUUGUAGCUGGCAUUGUUGGGUGACCACCCUAGUCACUCGCUCCUUAUUGUUGGCUGGCCAAGUUUGGGUAUCCAUUUCUCCUGACAGAACAGAAAAAUCCUGAUUAGUUUCAGCCAAUAAUGAUAAUCCCUUUCUCAUGGCCAGCAACUGG